CGUCACGGUCUCAGAAGCGGUUGCAAAAUGAGACGCGUUUCAACAACGUGUGCCUCUGCCCCAGUUGAUUUUAUGUGAAGUCCGGCUUCAUUCACAGCAAGAAUAACUCCCUUAAAGUGCAGGAAGUAUGGCUCUGAACAAGUCUAUGCAUCCCCGGAACCGUUACAAAGACAAGCCCCCAGACUUCGCCCACUUGGCGUCCAAGUAUCCAGACUUCCAACAGCAUGUACACACUAGUCUCACUGGCCGGCCCACGGUCAAUUUCAAGGAGCCGGAGGCAGUGCGUGCUCUGACCUGUACCCUGCUGAAGGAGGACUUUGGUUUGACCAUCGAGAUCCCUCUUGAGCGUCUCAUACCCACCGUACCCCUGCGCCUCAACUAUAUCCACUGGGUGGAGGAUCUAAUUGAUGGCCAGGGCCAACCACGCAAGGGCAUCGACAUAGGCACCGGCGCAUCUUGUAUCUACCCAUUACUGGGAGCCACUAUGAAUGGAUGGUACUUCCUGGCCACUGAGGUAGACGACAUUUGCUUCAACUAUGCUACAAAAAAUGUGGAGCAGAACAACCUCUCUGACCUUAUUAAAGUUGUGAAGGUUCCCCAGAAGACAUUACUAAUGGAUGCUUUGAAGGAAGAGACGGCCAUUGUGUACGAUUUCUGCAUGUGCAACCCUCCCUUCUUUGCCAACCAGCAAGAGGCUAAGGGAGUGAACUCAAGGAACUCAUGGCGACCCCCUCCCAGCUCAGUCAACACGGGUGGGGAGACAGAGAUCAUGGCAGAGGGCGGCGAGCUGGAAUUUGUCAAAAGGAUCAUCCACGACAGCCUGCAGCUCAAGAAACGCCUGCGGUGGUACAGCUGCAUGUUGGGGAAGAAAUGCAGCUUGGCACCAUUGAAAGAGGAGUUGAGAAAACAAGGGGUGCCUAAGGUGACCCAUACGGAGUUCUGCCAGGGACGAACCAUGCGCUGGGCGCUGGCCUGGAGUUUCUAUGAUGACGUAAUCGUUCCGUCUCCCCCCAGUAAGAAGCGUAAGAUAGAUAAAGUACGUAAGCCCCUGACCUUCAUACUUUUGGAAGUUGUUCUGAAGGAGCUCCAGGCCAAGGCCUCUGUGAUAGGCUGCUCAUCCUCCAGCCCUGUGGACGGUGUCACUGUUCUGGUAGAAAAGACACUCACUGAACUACGGGUGCUGCACAAGCGAGUCCCAUGCAGAAACCAGCAGCAGAGCCUGUUUCUGACCGCUGUGGAGAACACUUGGAUCCAUGGACGACAGAAACGACGCGAACAGAAACGUCAGUUGCGAGAGCUGCCCAGAGCACCGCCCAGUGCUGGAACAUGCUCUCAAAUCACUAGGGCAACAGCUGCCCCUGCCACUGAACCAUCUUCCCAAACCCAGGGACCCUCCAUAAAAAGCAGCGACAUCCAGAGCAGCACCUGGGACAAAGCUCCAGCUUCACAGGCGCCAACAAAGCAAACAUCCAUCAGUGGCUCCUCAGACAACAAAAUGAGUGGAAAAGGACCUCAACAAACAACUGAGGAACAAAGUGAGGUUUUAGAGAACACAACAAGCAAAGAUGUGGAUAUGGAAUCUCCCACCCUCACCGAGGCCCCAGCACAGUCAGCAGCAGCCGCUGGACAGGAAACUAGUCCAAAGGAAGGACCUGCCACAGCACUGGCAAUAACAGGCACCGCACUGGGAGAUGUGCCAGCAAAGCGGCCCCUGAGCCCCAGUGCAGUUCAACACUUCCUGUUUAAGUGUCUGCUCAAUGUAACGCUGGAGGAGAGUGAUAUAGUGAUUGAGAUGCAUUGGGUGGAGGGCCAGAAUAAAGACCUGAUGAACCAGCUGUGUACCUACCUCAAGAACACACUCUUAAAGUUGGUGGCAAAACCCUGAAUGGCAGGAGUAAUGGAAGAAAUGUUUUUUUUUUUUAGUUAGUAGAGUGGAUGCAAGUAAAUCUGAGCAAUAAAAUUACUUUUAGAAUGUAGACUCAAGUGCCUUCCUGUUAUAUCUGAAUGCAAAAGCUUUCCAUGCAUUUCAAAUGAUCCCAUGGUUGAGUUGGUUGAUCCCAUGGUUGACUUGUUCUUCUUUCAGUUGCCGUUUGUGAGAGAACCAAAGGUUGUUUUUGACCAAGUUGUAACUUCUGCAAAGGUCAUACUCAUGUAACACGUGGCCUGUUAUUUCAGGUCGUAUGUAUGGAUUUAAUGUACCCGAGUGUCCCUUUCAAGUCAUCUCACAGGUUAGUAUUGUUGUAGCUCUAAUUUUCAAGGAAUCGUUUUUAAUAAAUAUU
Lampris incognitus (smalleye Pacific opah) is the source of this 2279-nucleotide messenger RNA. It is a transcript of the gene mettl16, whose product is annotated as methyltransferase 16, N6-methyladenosine. Gene Ontology annotation, cellular component: nucleus. Gene Ontology annotation, molecular function: 23S rRNA (adenine(1618)-N(6))-methyltransferase activity. The record is from RefSeq and is a predicted model, not a curated record. Bases 128 to 1885 code for a protein of 585 amino acids. Gene Ontology annotation, biological process: rRNA base methylation. The transcript is spliced from 10 exons. NCBI's taxonomy places the organism in Eukaryota, Metazoa, Chordata, Actinopteri, Lampriformes, Lampridae.